AUAUGACAGAAACCAUGAAUCCUCACCUCGAACUCCAUCAAAUUGGUAAGCUUACGCUGCAUGGGGCGGCGUCAUAAUAAGCCACGUAUCCCCAGUGUACGGACAACAUGAUUACCGGGACGACGGCAUCAUCAGUUAGCGAACGCUCUCCGUCCAGAUGUGCGCUGUCUAAUAACGGGUCUGUCCUGGCGCGCUGAAAGUUUUCUCAGUCACCGAGCCGACCCGGCUAAAGCUUCAAUCGCCCCGGCCUAACAUUGCCUGUGUGUACAGGGAUUUGUUUGCGACAUUUGCCGAGAGGACAGAAUUUCCUUAAGCUCAUCAUUAACCGACAUAUAGGUAGCCGCUGUCAGGGACGGGUAAACGGAAGAUGGAAUAGUCAUUGGACUGAAGCCGCUCGAGAUAACACGAAGCCGUCAGCCUAAUUCGAGAGAGAUGACUGAUGGGUGAAACGUGCCACACGAAGCAUACAUUUUGUGUCAUCAGGAGAAACUGUCCACAGACACGUACGCAACAGUGUGCACGUCAUCUAGUAGGAAAACAUUAAUUUCCACCCUUUCCCCUCAUAUCUAAUACAUUUCAGGCUUAUCUUUGGGGAAUAUGGACAUUCCUGUAAGCGAGCACUGAAGUAGAGAGCAUCGAGAAUAGCUAUUCUCUUAGUUGCUGGUGUAGACAUUGAUAAAUUCCCUACCACGCACAGCCACUUUAUCCAAAACGAAUUGGGAAGCAACAAGCGCAUAUGAUCCCAGUGUCAUUAAAAUGGAUAAUAUAACCACCUCUACGGAUGGCAAGCCUCCAGAGGAAUUUGUCUUCAGCUCGGCAGCCAAGAUCGCAUUGACCGUGGUCAUCUCCGUGGUGUCAGCGAUGGGAUUAUUCGGCAACGCCAUGGUCGUAUUCAUCGUCAUCCGCUACAAGGACAUGCACACUGUCAUCAACUACUCGUUCGCUAAUCUAGCCCUGACUGACCUGACGAUGCUGCUACUUGACGCUCUGCCCACUGCUGCCGAUACCAUGGAUACCAACUUUUCGGCCAGCCUCGGUUGCAAUAUCCCGAUUUAUCUGCAAUACGUUUCCGCUGAGGUGACGAGCCUGACUCUUGCCUUUCUCUCUUACGACCGCUACCGCCUUAUACUCCACCCAAUUCGAACCCUCCAUCGGCGAUCGCCCAAGGCUAUGCUGAAGAUAUUCCUCGUUAUAUGGCUAGUGUCCUUCAUACUCCAGAUUCCCACUGCAUUGGUUGCUGGUUUGACGACAGAGGGCGCAUGCUCCGAAUAUAACGUUCCCUGGGGUCAGCAGUACUUCUUUUCCUACACUCUACUUUCCCUAUACGUCGUUCCAUCUAGUAUCAUCGUGAUCUGUUACGUCAGUAUGGGCCGGAAAAUGUUCGCAGCAGGCCCGCCAAGUAGUAUGAAGGCCCACAGGCGGAGGCGUAGUGUCGUCAUGAUCUUAACGGUCAUCGUGUUGUUCGCCGUCUGCUGGGCGCCUGUCCAUGCAGUUCACAUGUGGUUGGCCUUCGACCCGGAAGUUACGCCUCGGCGCCCGCUCUACGUGGUGCUGCACACAGCCGCCAACGUGCUGAUGUUUGUAAACAGCAGCGUUAACCCGUUUGUGUACGCCCUCAUCGGCCAGUCAUUCCGCAAGCACAUCGAGGAGAUGGCGAUCUCCAUAGCCAAGUGCCAGCCAAGGUUUGCUUUUCCGAACGAGAGGACUGAGAGUCAUCAGCACCUGUACGGAGCGAACCACAGCGCGUCGGGAGUGCCGAGGAUACUAGAGGAUUCCUCAAGUUUCAGCAGAUCCGAAAAUGCGUGCAGGAGCAUCUGCUCAUCAACGUGGCUUUGAAUUCAGUUGUCCCUAAUAGCCUCACCCUUUUCUUAAGGGCAUGAUGCUAACUUUUUACCUCAGUGGGUCGCACAAUUUUUCAUCGCCUUUACUCCUCAACUAAACGCGUGUCACCCGUCACAAUGAUUCAUACUUCGGUCUGAACCGGUAGCCCAUUUGUGUCGAUGACCAGAAUUGCCUUAUUGGACUCAUGCGCCUUGGUUUACGAGAGACUGUAAGCAUUUAAGAUCAAUCUUGACUAGUUGUUGACGAACUCUUUUAAUCACAGCAGUCUCAAAAUAAACGAUGAGGAGAAUCUUUCAUACAGUGAAGCAACUUAAUGAGCAAAACACAACUGCGUUUUUUGGUCAAUGAAUAAUGUGAACUGUUUAAGUCAGACGACUAGCAUCAACUUUAGGCUCUUAUUUAUUGAGGAUUGUUCAAUAGCACUGUAAUACAAGAACAUUUGAUGGCAAAACCAGUGCAACAAUUAUCUAGGUUUUCCUGGCUAAAGUCGUGAAACCGAAAGCCUAACAUAGAACGUUGGCCUCUUUGGCUUGAUGUAAACUGCUGAUUUUAAAAAUCACUACAUAAUUUGCAUAAAUCGGUGUUUAUCACUGUUCGGAGUGUUACAUUGGCUUGAACGGGACAUUACAUUGAGUCCGUCGGACAGGUUAAUAUACAACCAAAUGACAUUUACACAAAAGGCUGCACGCGGGAAGCCACCUGCACAUAGCAUUGGCACCAGCGAUACCACCAUACUCUGCAGACGGGUGAUUUGAAUAAACAGAGCAACGUGGAUUAAUGUACAAGUGUAUGGACAUUGGCGUAGAAAGGUUUUAUCUGGGUGGAGGCAA
Messenger RNA from Acanthaster planci (crown-of-thorns starfish), 2672 nucleotides. Its product is annotated as kiSS-1 receptor-like. Gene Ontology annotation, cellular component: plasma membrane. Lineage: Eukaryota; Metazoa; Echinodermata; Asteroidea; Valvatida; Acanthasteridae. The record is from RefSeq and is a predicted model, not a curated record. Gene Ontology annotation, molecular function: G protein-coupled receptor activity. Gene Ontology annotation, biological process: G protein-coupled receptor signaling pathway.